Molecule: messenger RNA, 285 nt
Organism: Microthlaspi erraticum
Lineage: Eukaryota; Viridiplantae; Streptophyta; Magnoliopsida; Brassicales; Brassicaceae
Source: the annotation of a GenBank genome assembly
AUGAGCGGCACACCGAGAAAGGAUAACAAAGAUGAGGAUUCAUAUUUCGAGACCGCGACGAAAGUCAUAGGCGUGGUUGGAGCCAUUGGAGCGGCCGUGAGUCUAUUCUCGUGGAUAAGCUCAGGCUCGGAAGAGAAGAGACCGGAAGAGAAGUUGAUGAAGGCUCCUGGAGGAGGUGGUCGUAGCAUUCCUAGGGCACCUUUCGAAGCCAACCCGAGAGACCACUUCACGAACCAGCGUCGGCUAAAUAAGGAAAGGAAAAUGGGAAAUUAUGAUCAGUUCUAA